AUGGAUCAGAAACUGAAACCGAUGCACUUCUUCUCUACUCUUCUCCGAUUGCAAGAAAAGGAAGUAGUGUUGUGGGAUAUCAUCGUUAUUACUGAGAAGAAGUGGCUUAUGGAGGUGAGCAUGGCGUGCGGCGUUAGGGUUAACAUGGAGAAUCACUGA
Molecule: messenger RNA, 159 nt
Organism: Sphenostylis stenocarpa
Lineage: Eukaryota; Viridiplantae; Streptophyta; Magnoliopsida; Fabales; Fabaceae
Source: the annotation of a GenBank genome assembly